This is a messenger RNA of Myxocyprinus asiaticus (Chinese sucker), 4524 nucleotides long. RefSeq names its product GRAM domain containing 4a (gene gramd4a). Bases 218 to 1930 code for a protein of 570 amino acids. The transcript has 19 exons. The record is from RefSeq and is a predicted model, not a curated record. Lineage: Eukaryota; Metazoa; Chordata; Actinopteri; Cypriniformes; Catostomidae. Gene Ontology annotation, biological process: negative regulation of toll-like receptor 9 signaling pathway; apoptotic process.
AGACUUCAGUGACAUCAACAAGACACUCGCAGAUAUGAUGUGUGUUCUCUCGAGGGAUUGACAUUAACUAAACAAUAAUCAAGACUCCCGGGAGAUAAAAACAGCUCUUCAGGAGAGAGAGAAAGGUCCUACUGCUGAUCGGAGAUCUUAUGAAUAUUUGCAGCAGUUUUCCAGCAGGUGUUCCUACAGGAUCUAUCUCACACUAUCAGCAGGGUUCAUGAAACUUCGCUCCGAUUUACGAGAUGGGACUGCCAUACACAAUGUAAAGGUAAAGCCUAAAGCGGCUGUUUUGAACAUGCUAAAGCGGCUGGACAAAAUAAGAUUCCGCGGUCCAAAGCGAGAUGAUUUCCUGGAUCUGCCCGAAUCCCCCACAGGCUCAGACACUGAAUGUAGUGAUGACAUGCUGGUGAGAUCCCGACCUUCAAUACGAGACAAUGACGAGCAAAGAGACCCUGCUGGUUCAGGGACUCUUGCUGUCAUGCAAGACCUGAGGAGCGAAUCAGAACGUCUCAACGAGAUCAAGGGUCAUUUGGAAAUUGCCUUACUGGAGAAGCACUUCCUGCAGGAAGAGUUACGGAAACUACGAGAAGAAACCAAUGUGGAGACCCUUAAGCAGGAGCUGGAGAGAGAACGCAGCAGAAGACUUGACCUGGAACAGAAGUUGAGUGAAGCGCUGAAGACCAAGUGCGAAGAUUCUCCACCUCAACCUCCACGCAUAGAUCAGCAAACUGCAGCUAACGGCACAGACAAACAGCAGAAGGAGACAGUGUGUUCGCGACUGCAGAGCUGGCUGUACGAUCGAUUUGGGGUUUAUAUUGAAGACUUCCGCUUCCAACCCGAAGAGAACACAGUCGAGGCUGAGGAGCCGCUAAGUGCUAAAAGAUUAACAGAAAAUAUGCGACGACUUAAACGAGGUGCCAGACCGGUGACAAAUUUCUUACGGAAUCUUUCCGCCUUAUCCAACUGGCACUCGGUGUAUACGUCAGCGAUUGCCUUCAUUAUCUAUAUGAAUGCAGCAUGGCAUGGCUGGGCCAUUCCUUUAUUUCUUUUUUUAGCCAUUCUGAGGUUGUCGUUAAACUACCUCAUAGCCAGAGGAUGGAGAAUUCAGUGGAGUAUUGUGCCUGAAGUUUCUGAACCUGUGGAACCUCCAAAGGAAGACUUGACUGUGUCUGAAAAGUUUCAGUUAGUUCUUGAUGUUGCACAAAAAGCACAGAAUCUUUUUGGUAAGAUGGCAGAUGUUUUGGAGAAAAUCAAAAAUCUGUUCAUGUGGGUUCAGCCUGAGAUCACUCAGAAGUUGUACAUCGCACUGUGGGUGGCCUUCAUCUCCUCCUGCGUCCUUCCUUACAAGCUUAUGGGCUUUAUGAUCGGGCUUUACAUGGGCAUCAAGUUUUUUGUUAUAGACUUCCUGUUUAAGAGCUGUCCCAAACUGAGAGACAAAUACGACACUCCAUGCAUCAUGUGGAACAGCCUGCCCACCGACCCGCAGCUGAAAGAACGCAGCAAUGCCUCUGUGACACGCCGGAUUCAGCCGGUGGUGUCACGGUGCAGUUUAGCCACCAUCCCGGCUGGAGUGACCCGCGAAGAGGAGAGCGGCCGUUCACACAACACAAAGAAAGGAGCGUUCCAUGAGAUCUUCAACCUGCCAGAGGACGAGAGACCUCUGCCUGUAUGUGAGAAUGGCUGGAGAUGUUAUCUGAUUAACAGAGAUAGGAAGAUGCCCACCGAUUACAUUCGCAACGGGAUGCUCUACGUCACGGAGAACUACCUGUGUUUUGAGAGCUCCAGCUCAAGAUCAGGCUCUUCAAAGAAGAACAAAGUCAUCAAACUGGUGGACAUCACAGAUAUCCAGAAGUACAAGGUUUUAUCAGUUCUGCCAGGGUCUGGAAUGGGCAUCUCUAUAGCUACUCCAUCAACACAGAAGGGCAUGUAAUGCAACAGCUUUCUCUGAAGACUUAGGAAUGAAUCUGUGGUACCAGCCUGAUAACCCUAAGAAUCGUUGGACAUCAUUGAGAGAUUGAGGUACUGGAAACUCAUAUACUGCAGAUACUUUAGAUGGAUCAGUUUUGACUCAUUCACCCGAGACAACAUGUCCUAAGAAGGUAAGUGAUCUUUGAAUGAAGUGAGACUUCUUAAGGUUCACUGUGAGACCUGCAUAAUGGAGACUGCUGAACAUUUGAUUUUGAUGUUGUAAGUGCUUUUGUUCAUUUUCCAAGUAUACUACCACAUCAGCAAUGUACACUAGACAACACUUUCUUUCAAUUCUCUGAGUACAUACUCCAUCAAUCUUUGAAAUGACACUGCAGCAUUUUUCAGACCGAAAGGAAGCUGUAAGAACUCAAAUAAGCCUGCUGAUGUUACAAAAGCAGUCUUUUGUAUACUUUCGGGCUCCAUUUCCACUUGUCAAUAGCCACUUUUAAGGUCAAGGGUGCUAAAUAAUGUCGCUCCAUGUAAUGAUUCUAGGAUGUCUUGAAUUUGGGGCAUGGGAUAAGCAUCCAGGUGAGUUUUUGUAUUUAAACCACAAAAAUCCUUCUUCAGCACUACUAAUAUUGGUGAAGCCCAUGGGGAAGCUGAAGGAUGGAUAAUUCUCUUGUCUAAUAACUCUUUGAUCACUGCAUCAAUAAACUGUUGUUUUUCUGUUGACAGUCUAUAAGCUUUUUUCACACUGGUACUUCGUCAGUAGUAAUGAUGCGAUGUCUGACCAUAUUUGACUGACCGAUCUCAUGUGCAAAUCAUUGGCCAUUCCAACAUCAGUUCUUUCAGCAACACUUUGAACUGCUUAUUGGUGUCAGCCUUCUGGGUAAGUUGAUGUAUGGAUUGCAGAGUUUCGUCUGACACUGAAGGUUCGUCUGACACUGAAGGUUGAUGACAAAGGUAUGAGAGUUCGAUAAGUGUAAGAGCCUUAUCUGAUAAUGUGAAAUCCAGUGAUGACGAAAAUAUCUGAAGAGGUAAAUGUCCAUGAAAAAAAAUAUAAUCCUUCCACUUGAGAUAGAUCCCACAGUAAAGUUAAUAAUCCACAACAUGUAGGUUCUCCCAAAAUGAUAAACAGCAGUGGAAAAUAAAAGUUCAAAAGCCACAUCUUUACAUCCGUCUGUGCAUUAAGAUACAAAUGUGAUCCACAAUGUCGAUAUAGAUUUCAAUAAGCAUAAAGAAGUCCUUCUACAAAAAUACAAAUGAACUCAUGUUAAAUUCUUAGCAUCGAACUAAACAAAGCUCAUACAACAGAGAACUUAUAAGUGCAAGAGCUCAGUUCCUUUACAGAUAAAUCACAAGCAAUAUACAUUUCUUAAAUAAUGAAAUGAAAACAGCGUCUUACUUUCAGUUGAGCAUGAAACAAAGUGUUUCUCAACAAGGACUCUAGAUUGUUGAACACAGCAGGAAAGUCAUGCUUCCAACAACUCCGGCAAUGUUAACUUCCUCUACUACACACCUUGAUUUGUGCAAAACAUUAAGGCAUUCUAGCACUCUUAGCGGUGAGGAAUAUAAUUGCAACAUAAAUGAAGCAUGGUAACAGGCUUGUGUCUGUUACAGAUUAAUAACUGAGCAAAUACUUAUGGUGAACUGUUUUUUGUUUGUUUGUUUGUUUGUUUUUUUACAUAUUUUGCAGCCACUGGUGUUUGGUGCAAUGAUUCACAGAGACGAGGCCUUUGAGACGAUCUUCACCCAGUACAUGAAGACCAUGACCACAGCCAACCCUGAAACGUAACUCUGAAGGACAUCUCAUUUGGAGAAGGGCGGGACUGGUGUUUCCUGCCUCGUUCUCUUUAAUCGACUGUGAUUGGAUAAUUGUCGUCAUCUUAUGUGGCGGGCAAGAGCUCCGGUACAUUCCAGUGAGAGCGCUGCAUCUCAACAGAGACAUUUACGACUGGAGGGAUGUGGAUGGCGUCUCCGUGUCAUGUGACUGUGAUCGUUUCCAAAAUGAGCACACUAGGCUGUGUUCAGACUUUUUGUUUUGUACUUUUUGUCUCUCAAAGUGAUUUUUAUGCCAUGCCUCUGCCUGGUUUUAUGCUGCGAGAUAUUACGGCGGUGAUAUACGAAUCUUAUCGUAUAGGAGGGUGUUUAAAGGAAUAGCUUACUCAAAAAUAAAACAUUGUGUAAUCGUUUACUCACACUCAUGUCGUUUCAACUCUAUGUGACUUUGUCAAGUUCCAUGAAUGGAAAAGCAUCAUAAAGUGUCUUAAAAGUAGUACCAUAGGACUCACACAAUGUUCGUCUUCUGAAUCAUACGAUAGCUUUGUGUGAGGAACAUUUACAUUUUAAAUAUUCCCCUCCACAGUAACUCUCAAGUCUCAUUUGUGUUAGUAAAUAUUCAAAAAUGGCACAUGAAGACCCAUUCCUCCAGGUUUGGCUUAAAUAAUGGCAACAACAUGAGGGUUAGUAAAAUGGUAAAAUUUUCAUUUUUGGGUCAACUAUUUUUUUUAAUGCAUUUUAUUAAUAAUAAUAAAAAAAAGCCUUUUUCAUUUUACAUUUGUUUAAAUCAUUGCUGUGCACACAAAACACACAAACUUGAUUAAUUUUUCCUCUUGU